Molecule: messenger RNA, 2037 nt
Organism: Pistacia vera
Lineage: Eukaryota; Viridiplantae; Streptophyta; Magnoliopsida; Sapindales; Anacardiaceae
Product: probable boron transporter 7
Exons: 12
Coding region: 1-2037 (678 amino acids)
Biological process (GO): transmembrane transport; monoatomic ion homeostasis; monoatomic anion transport
Cellular component (GO): plasma membrane
Molecular function (GO): solute:inorganic anion antiporter activity
Source: RefSeq, a predicted model, not a curated record
AUGGAUAGCCGCAGAACUCCAUUCAAGGGAAUAAGCAAAGAUGUUAAAGGAAGGCUUGCUUGCUAUAAACAAGACUGGAUGGGUGCACUUGGUUCAGGCGUGAGGAUAUUGGCUCCCACAACCUACAUCUUCUUUGCCUCUGCUCUUCCUGUAAUUGCCUUUGGAGAACAAUUAUACAGAGAGACAGAUGGAAGCCUGAGCACAGUAGAAACUUUAGCUUCUACCGCUAUAUGUGGAAUCAUCCACUCAAUUUUUGGUGGCCAGCCCUUGUUGAUAUUAGGAGUUGCAGAACCAACAGUUAUAAUGUACACUUAUUUGUACGAUUUCAGCAAAGGAAGGCAAGAAUUGGGACGGGAGCUGUUUUUAGCUUGGGCCGGUUGGGUUUGUGUAUGGACAGCAAUUUUGCUCUUCCUUCUUGCAAUAUUCAAUGCCUGCAGCAUCAUCACUAGAUUUACCAGAGUUGCAGGGGAACUUUUUGGCAUGUUGAUAGCUGUUCUUUUUAUUCAAGAGGCUAUUAAGGGAGUUAUUGGUGAAUUUAGUAUUCCUGAAGCUGAAGACCCUAAAUUGGAGAAGUAUAACUUCCCGUGGUUGUACACAAAUGGGCUGCUUUCUAUCAUUUUCUCAGUCGGUCUACUAUUAACUGCGCUCAAAAGCAGACAGGCAAGAUCAUGGCGUUACUGGACAGGCUGCCUCCGCGGCUUUACUGCAGACUAUGGGGUUCCCCUCAUGGUGGUGUUGUGGACGGCAUUGUCUUACAGUGUUCCUGGCAAAGUCCCUUCAGGAGUUCCCAGGAGGUUGUUUGGUCCACUUCCCUGGGACUCUACAUCAUUGUCCCAUUGGACAGUAAUCAAGGAUAUGCCCAAGGUUCCUGGAUUAUACAUCUUUGCAGCCUUUAUACCAGCAGUGAUGAUAGCAGGUCUAUACUUUUUUGACCACAGUGUAGCUUCGCAAAUGGCGCAGCAGAAGGAGUUUAAUCUCAGAAACCCCUCUGCUUAUCAUUACGAUAUCCUGUUGCUUGGAAUCAUGACUUUGAUUUGUGGGUUUCUUGGACUCCCUCCUUCAAAUGGGGUACUCCCACAGUCCCCCAUGCACACAAAAAGUCUUGCAGUUCUCAAGAGGCAGCAAAUACGGAAGAAAAUGGUGAAGAGUGCAAAGGAGUGCAUAAAACGAGAAGCAAACAACUUAGAAAUUUAUAGAAGGAUGCAGGCUAUCUUUAUAGAAAUGGAUGCCUCUCCAACUCAAUCAGAGUUGCAGCAAACUUCUUCAGUAGCUAAAGAAUUGGAGAACUUAAAGGAGGCUGUGAUGAAAGGUGAUGAUGGAGCAAAUGAAAAAGGAAAAUUUGAUCCAGAGAAACACAUUGAUGCCUACUUGCCUGUUAGAGUUAAUGAGCAAAGAGUUAGCAACAUGUUACAGUCAUUACUUGUAGGUCUAUCAGUGUUUGCUCUGCCCAUAAUCAAUAUGAUACCUACCUCAGUUCUUUGGGGUUACUUUGCCUACAUGGCCAUCGACAGUCUACCAGGUAAUCAGUUCUGGGAAAGGAUAGUGCUGCUUUUCAUCACCCCUGAUCGAUGUUACAAAGUUCUGGAGGGUGUUCAUGCUUCAUUUGUGGAGUUGGUACCAUUCAAAUAUAUUGCUUACUUUACACUCUUCCAAAUUGUAUAUUUUCUGGUUUGUUUCGGGAUAACAUGGAUACCUAUAGCUGGAAUAUUGUUCCCCCUCCCAUUCUUCCUUCUCAUCAGCAUAAGACAGCACAUCCUUCCAAAGUUUUUCCACCCUAGUCAUCUUCGGGAACUGGAUGCUGCUGAAUAUGAAGAAAUUGCUGGAGCUCCAAAGCUUCACCGCUGUCUCUCACCCAAGGAUAAUGAAACACCUGACAGUGGAAUAAUAGACAAUGAAAAUGAAUUCUAUGAUGCUGAAAUAUUGGAUGAGAUGACAACAAGCAGAGGUGAACUAAAGCAUAGAAGUUAUAAAGAAGAAAGGUUCUUCCAGGUACAUCCAGAAGAUGCUGUCAGGUCAGAACAAAAACCAAAGGGAUGA